This is a messenger RNA of Prosopis cineraria, 1354 nucleotides long. RefSeq names its product esterase-like. Bases 64 to 1203 code for a protein of 379 amino acids. NCBI's taxonomy places the organism in Eukaryota, Viridiplantae, Streptophyta, Magnoliopsida, Fabales, Fabaceae. The record is from RefSeq and is a predicted model, not a curated record. The transcript is spliced from 5 exons. Gene Ontology annotation, molecular function: hydrolase activity, acting on ester bonds.
AGAUCGCAAGGGAUUAUAAAUGCCACACAAGUAGAGUCGAAAUAGCCAAGACCAGUGUCCAAUAUGGAGAGUCUUGGCAGCAAGAAAUUUGUGAGCUUAGUCUCUUGCGUUUUGGUUCUUUUGUGCUCAAUGAACUCAGUUUCUGUCGCUCGAGAGUGCAAAUUUCCUGCCAUCUUUGCCUUCGGUACCUCUAACGCAGACACCGGCGGCUACGCCGCUACCGAAAUUUUCCCUCAAAAUUCACCCUACGGUGAGACUUAUUUUGGCAGACCUGCAGGAAGGUACUCCGAUGGCCGUAUAUUCCUCGAUUUCAUCGCCGAGAGUUUUGAGCUCCCCCUGGUGAGCGGAUAUUUUGAUUCUGUUGGGGCCAACUACUCCCGCGGAGCAAGCUUUGCAACCCUGGGAGGGACCAUCACUACCCCGCCCUCAGUCGGCCCAUUCUCCCUCGUGUUGCAGUACUUGGAGUUCAUACGUUUCAGAUCCAACGCAAAAUUCUACAGAGAGCAAGGAGGCAUAUGGGCAAGCAUGGUGCCCAGAGAAGAGUACUACGACGAAGCUUUGUACGUAAUUGAUAUCGGUCAGAAUGAUAUCGACGGCUUGCUUUUCUCCAACUGGACCGUAGAGCAAACUAAUGCUACCAUACCUGCCAAGGUCAACGGCCUCGCACAAAAUAUCACGAGCAUAUACGAAUUGGGAGCGAGAAACAUUUGGAUUUUCAACACGGGGCCGCUAGGAUGCUACCCGUACUUGCUGUUCAACUUCGACUACGAACGUGACGCCGCUGGUUGUGUGAAAGCCUUCAACGAGCUGGCUCAAUUUUUCAACGCCAGGCUAAAAGAAGCGGUGGCGAAACUUCAGAGAGAUCUUCCACUGGCAACAAUCGUGCACAUAGAUAUCUACACUCCGGAAUACGACCUGAUCAGCAACGCAGCAAAAUACGGAUUUGAGAAGCCGCUGGAGGCGUGCUGCGGGUUCGGAGGGCCGCCGUACAACUACGUGAGUAAUCCGAACUUGAACUGCGGAGGGAGGGACGUGAUCAACGGAACGGAGGUGGAGGCGGUGGCGUGCGAAGAUCCGAGCGUGAGGGUUAGCUGGGAUGGGUUUCACUACACGGACGCGGCCUACAGCUUCCUGUUCAAGCGCAUCUCCACCGGAGCUUUCUCCGAUCCCCCCAUUCCCUUCAGCAUCUCCUGCCGUCCUUAGCUUCCGACAUGGAUUAAUUCCUGAUUUCCAAUAACUCUCUUCGUCUGCUCUUUUUAAUAUAUCAAUAAAUAUUGCUCCCUCCCUCCACCUGUCAUCUUUAAUUUCUAUUCAUGUAUUUUCUCCUUUCAAUAAAUUCAGUCUUGUAUUCAAA